UGAAAACCAAAAAUCAGUAGUGAAAGUAUUUGAGCGGCGUCUUGAUGAGCGCACUUGGAGCUGCUGGAGCGUCAGUAAUUGUGUGCAGGGAGCAAGAAAAUCAAAAGAGUGAUUUAACAAAGCAAACGAACGAAAUGGAGUUUUGUGAGGUUGAAAGUGACGCAGGUGAGCUGCAGGUCGAGGAGUGAGGAGCACAAACUGAAGCAUGGUUGUUUUUCCUUUGUCAAAUUCCCCGCAGGCGCGUUUGCACAGAAAACAAUACAAACUACUGCGCCACGCAACUCGCUCUUCUCACUGCAGCGACAAAUAUAGAUAUUAACUGAUAAUAAAGUGAUAUUGGAGUCACUACGCUGUGGAAGGGAGCAGGUGCUGAAGCUGCUCAGGCUUCAUCAGAAUGGAAGGAAAUGCUCGCCGAGACCCAGAGCGCCCACGGGACUCCGGGGAGCAGUCCAACCGGGCCAUCCUGCCCCUCUUGCAGCCACCUGGCAACCAACAGUCUCACAGGAUCACUAACUUUUACAUCGACAACAUUUUGAGGCCGGAUUUCGGCCUGAAGAGGAAGGAUGGGGCUCCGGAUCGGCAGGGAGACGCUCUUGGAGUGCUCAUACAAAGAGAGGAGCUGACAGGGAGGAAGCCUCCCAAAAGUGCUAACCCUCGGCAGGGUGGAGCAGGAGGCAAAGAAGAGGAGAACCCGGGAGAGGAUGAAGACCAGCAUCCGGACAUUGACGCCAGGAGGCCCGGCGUAGUGGCCCGUGAGGCGGCUAAUGACCGCUGCAGCAGCCCUCAGGCCAGCACUGCCACAGCGGCCAAAUCGAUGCUGUGGCCAGCUUGGGUGUAUUGUACUCGCUACUCGGACCGUCCGUCAUCAGGGCCCAGAUCUCGCAAACCAAAGAAAGCGCCGACCCCGAGUAAAGAGGACAAACGGCCCCGGACGGCCUUCACCGCGGAGCAGCUCCAGCGGUUAAAAACGGAGUUCCAGAACAACCGCUACCUGACCGAGCAACGGAGGCAGAGCCUGGCCCGGGACCUCGGUCUCAACGAGUCUCAGAUCAAAAUCUGGUUUCAGAACAAGCGUGCCAAAAUCAAGAAGGCAUCCGGGAAUAAAAACUCUCUGGCGCUGCAUCUGAUGGCGCAGGGACUGUACAACCACACCACGGCCAAGGACGCCAAGUCGGACAGCGACUAGAGGAUGACAGCUGACUCUGAACAUGCAAUAAAAUCACCAGCAUUCAUAUUUCAAUGACACACACACACACACACACACGCACACACACACACACACACACACACACACUGUUUGUGACAGAGAUAUUAUGGCUGUAUACUGUGUACUCAGGGCUGUAGAUAUGACGAGGCCCAGCUCCAGUCAAGAUGGAGCCGCAUUCAUGUCACAGCCAAAAUCUCGACCAAUGGGGCGUUCAGGGUCCAACGGAAAUAUCUGACGAUGGCGAACAAUUAUACUAAUGCUGCUCUGUUAAAAUUGACCGAGAAGACAUAUAAUAAAUUCCAGUCUCAUCGAAGUAUGGGAUAACAUAUCUUUAGGUAGAAUAAAAAUAAAUAAA
Neolamprologus brichardi is the source of this 1562-nucleotide messenger RNA. RefSeq names its product engrailed homeobox 2b (gene en2b). Gene Ontology annotation, cellular component: nucleus. The record is from RefSeq and is a predicted model, not a curated record. Gene Ontology annotation, biological process: neuron differentiation; multicellular organism development; regulation of transcription by RNA polymerase II. Gene Ontology annotation, molecular function: RNA polymerase II cis-regulatory region sequence-specific DNA binding; DNA-binding transcription factor activity, RNA polymerase II-specific. Lineage: Eukaryota; Metazoa; Chordata; Actinopteri; Cichliformes; Cichlidae.